AUGCGACCUCACUCGAUAGUUGUCGUCAACGACGAUGAACAGGACGUGGCUUGGGGUGCGGUGACUUUGGCGUUCUUGUACAGGCAGCUCGGAAUGGCAUCUAGGGCUGGUUGCAAGACCAUUGCUGGAUGCCUCACAUUGCUCCAGACAUGGAUCUAUGAGUACUUCCCCGCUUUCCGCCCUCAUCCUCGCCGAGAUGAUGUGCCAAACACGACUAGGGCGGAGAUGUGGACGCCGAAGAAAGUAGGUCGUGAGCUGGACAGGUUGAUAUCAUUCCGCAAGGUUCUGGACUCAAUGACAGAGACUCAGGUUGAAUGGACUCCCUACAAUUGUGGAGCUACUGCGUUGCUGCAUGAGCACCCACGCACCACACUCCUAUGA
Molecule: messenger RNA, 381 nt
Organism: Amaranthus tricolor (Joseph's coat)
Lineage: Eukaryota; Viridiplantae; Streptophyta; Magnoliopsida; Caryophyllales; Amaranthaceae
Product: protein MAINTENANCE OF MERISTEMS-like
Exons: 3
Coding region: 1-381 (126 amino acids)
Source: RefSeq, a predicted model, not a curated record